This is a messenger RNA of Xiphophorus maculatus (southern platyfish), 3097 nucleotides long. RefSeq names its product solute carrier family 4 member 1 adaptor protein (gene slc4a1ap). Lineage: Eukaryota; Metazoa; Chordata; Actinopteri; Cyprinodontiformes; Poeciliidae. The coding region runs from base 28 to 2283 and encodes 751 amino acids. The transcript has 14 exons. Gene Ontology annotation, molecular function: mRNA binding; protein binding. The record is from RefSeq and is a predicted model, not a curated record.
CUCCGUGCUAACAGACGUGAGGAAAAUAUGGAGGAAGAAACACAGUCAGAAUUGGAAACGAAGGAACAUUUAGACACUGAAGAGGGGAACAAGCCCACAGAGAAAGAAGAAACCAAAUCUGAUACAGAGAUAGGGGAUACCUUUAAAAAGCCGGCUAUUUUCGCGGCACCUUCUCUUGCUACCAAACGUAUAAACACCGUAGCAGAAAACAAGGUGGACAAUGUGUGUGAAGCUGCCACCGAUGCUGCUGGAGAAAAAGAGCGAAAAGAUGACAGAGAUGUCGACAAGACAAAAAAACAAGAAGUUAAGGCGAAGGCAGCUCCUGUCCAAGCUGGGAAGUUCCCCCCUCUUCCAUACACAGAGCCCCCCUGGGGGGGUCCUCCACCAGAAUCCCCCUACGCACUGGAAAUCCUCAAAAACGGCACCAUAGUGGACACUGUUACCCUGACCCACCGGAGCUACUUUGUGGUCGGGAGGCUACCUGUGUGUGACGUCUCCCUGGAGCACCCGUCCAUCUCCAGGUAUCAUGCGGUGAUCCAGUACCGAGGCCACACCGGGGAGGAAGGCUGCGUGGGUGAGGAGAGGGGCUUCUAUGUCCACGACCUGGGCAGCACACACGGCACGGUGGUCAACAAGAACAGGAUCCCCCCGAAGACCUACAUCAGACUGAAGGUGGGACACGUGUUGAAGUUUGGAGGAAGCACCCGGCUGUUUAUACUGCAGGGUCCGGAGUCUGAUGAGGAAGAGGAGUCUGAGCUGACGGUGACGGAGCUGAGGGAGCGAGCCCGCAAACAGAGAGCAGAGCUUGAGAAGAGGAUGAUGGGAGACCUCUCUGACGGAGAGGAGGAUGAGGAAAAUGGCGAAGGCAAAAAGAGCCAGAGUGAAGCAUCAAAGGAAGACUCUGGAUGCACGUGGGGAAUGGAAGAAGAUGCAGCUCCAGAGGAAGACGAGAACGAGGAAAACCCCUUCUCAACCGAGUUCCACGAAGACCAGGAGGCAGCUUACCUGAAAGACCCGAAGAAGGCUCUGCAGGGAUUCUACGACAGAGAGGGCGAGGAACUGGAGUUUGAAUACGAAGACAAAAAUCAUGGCACGUGGCUCUGCAGGAUAAAGCUGCCAGUGGACGACGCCUUGGGCCGACAGCUGGUUGCAGAAGUGACGCACACGGGGAAGAAGAAGGAGGCAGCCGUCCAGUGCUGCCUGGAGGCCUGCCGGAUGCUGGAGGCCAGAGGGCUGCUGAGGCAGGAAGCAGUCUCACGCAAACGAAAGAAGAAAAACUGGGAGGACGAGGACUACUACGACAGCGACGACGACACUUUUCUGGAUCGGACCGGCACAGUGGAGAGGAAGAGGCAGGAGCGAAUGAAAAAGGCCGGGAAGAUCGAGGAGCGGACUGAGACCUAUGAGUCUUUGGUGGCCAAGCUGUCCUCUGUGGAGAAGGAGCUGGCAGACGCUCAGAAAAGGCUAAGUAGCGGUAGACAAGGCUCUUCGGCCUCCUCCACGGAGGACUCGCUGGACGCCUUCAUGACGGCGGUGAGGAGCGAGGCUGCGAUGGACGGCGUGGAGCGCAGGAAGCUCCACGUACACGUGGCCGACCUGCGCAAAGAGGCCCAGCGGCUCCGGAGACUGGUGGAUCUGACUCGACCGGCGCAGAUGCCCUCGCUGCUCCCCGGUGGAAGCUCUGAGGCGGAGAAACCCAAGAAGAGCUUACCGCUGUUUGGAGCCAUGAAGGGAGGAAGCAAAUUCAAACUGAAGACAGGAACCAUAGGGAAGCUGCCUCCCAAGCGGCCCAACCUGCCCGCUGAGCUCUUCAACAUGAAAGAGCUUCCACCCACAGGGGAGGAAGAGGAGGAAGAGGAGGAGAAAGAAGAGGGAAAAGAGGAGGAGGCGGCAGAUAGGAGUAAAGAUGAUGGAGAGGAAUGCAGCACCACCCAAACUAAAUCUGACUGUGAAGAAUCCAGCAUUCCUCUGGGUCAGCAGAAAGACUCAGAGGAGGUCAAAGAGCAAAAGCUGAAGAAGAGCAAUAAAGCAGAGCUGCAGGUUCCUCUGAAGCCAUCAGCCGCUGUGAGCCCAGAGUCAAAGGCAGGGGGCGAAGCAGAGCCAGCAGCCGCUGCAGCAGGGCCCAUUCCCAGGAAUAAGAAGAGAGUGAUGGGCCCCAGCAGGCCUCCGGUGCAGCUGUCAGGACAGUAUCCACAGGAUGACCCUGAUUACUCUGUGUGGCUACCGCCUGCAGGUCAGACAGGAGACGGUCGAACUCACCUCAACGACAAGUACGGCUACUGAGGAGGACCAACACAGACCUCAACGAGCAGGGAGCGGCUCAUCGUCAGCCUCAGUGCUGGAAUGGAAGCGGUUGAAUUUACCACUUUUUAUUUGGAUCAGAGGAGACAAAGCAGCAUCUGAAUCAUCCAGCUUUUUAUUCUUUAGCUGCUCUUCCUGCAGACGAACCAACCUGACACCCGGUCUGCGACUCGCUCCCGUUCGGCUUCAGUCGAUCGCUGGCGUAACCUUUAACCGUUUCUCCCCUGCAAAGGGAGGGAGUGUGUGUGUGUGUAUCAAGAAGAGAGGGAGAGCAUAGCAGCAGCUUUUCUGACCAUCUGGACACUUGGAUGGCGUACUAGAUGAAACGUAAGCUGAUAAUGACUCAAGCUAAGUGGAGUGUGUGUUUCCAUGAGCGUACCCACACACAGUCCAAACCCAACCCUCUCGAAGUUCUCUUUUUAACAAGAUUGUCUCUGUGGGAGCUCGGUGAUUCCUUUCUCUGUGAAAUCCCACUCAGUGUUGUUUUCUUAAACUUCAGCCACACGUCCCACCCUCUCUGCUACUGUCUUUUAAACACAACAAUAAUAAAUGGAAACUCUAUUUUGUAAAAUAAUAAAGUAGUACAUAACUACAAAGAGUAAAAGUUUUUGAUUCUGUCAGCUGGUGGGAAACAAAUCUGCUCAUAUAAGCCGAAGUGCAAGACAGUCAAGAACAUUUUUGAGCAGUUCUGUUUUUGUUUUGCAUAAACUGAACUUUCAUUUUAGUUGGUUGCAAUCUUCUGUUUAACCACCAGGUGUUAGUAAAGGGAUAUUUCAUAUUAAAGUGCGCUUCUGGA